AUGCUCGGAGAUCUCAGGAGAGUUUUCAGCAAUGAGAAGAAACCCGAAGUGCCGGCCAUGCCAAACAAGGAUCCUGUUGAUGUCCCUGUCAGCGCCUUGCGCAUCAGCCGCUACGGUCUCGUACAAGACCUGCAGCUCACAUCCUACAGAAAAAACGAUCACAAGUUCAUGAUUGGCGACAAUUACUACUAUGUUCCUAGUUGCAUGCAAGCACCAGGAACGACCGACCUAGAUCCCGCGAUUCGCAGGUUAAAAUGGGGUUUCGAGAAGGGGUAUGCUUCAAAGUCCACGGCAGCGAAGCAGGAAUCGUUCAUGGGGGUCUACAGCAUUUGGUACAAGGACUUGGGGACGUCCCGUGGUCUCAAGACAUUGUCGCAGAUAAGUGGCGACUUUUGGAUGAUGAAGCAGGUGCAGGAUGCGCCGCAGAGCGGUGAUACGAUUGAGUGGGGCGAGAUUCCCAAGGAUAUGGUCAAUGAGUUGAAUCAUGAUUGGUGGUUUAUGGGAGUGCAACUGCCUGACAUUGAUGCUGUUUGCAGAGAGGUAGCAGCGAAAUCGGGACGUCCAUCCUGA
Messenger RNA from Letharia columbiana, 570 nucleotides. RefSeq lists its product as uncharacterized. The transcript has a single exon. Bases 1 to 570 code for a protein of 189 amino acids. NCBI's taxonomy places the organism in Eukaryota, Fungi, Ascomycota, Lecanoromycetes, Lecanorales, Parmeliaceae. The record is from RefSeq and is a predicted model, not a curated record.